Molecule: messenger RNA, 1619 nt
Organism: Lolium rigidum
Lineage: Eukaryota; Viridiplantae; Streptophyta; Magnoliopsida; Poales; Poaceae
Product: putative ribosomal large subunit pseudouridine synthase SVR1, chloroplastic
Exons: 10
Coding region: 1-1242 (413 amino acids)
Biological process (GO): pseudouridine synthesis; plastid translation; maturation of LSU-rRNA from tetracistronic rRNA transcript (SSU-rRNA, LSU-rRNA, 4.5S-rRNA, 5S-rRNA)
Cellular component (GO): chloroplast
Molecular function (GO): pseudouridine synthase activity; RNA binding
Source: RefSeq, a predicted model, not a curated record
AUGGCCCUCGCCACCGCCGCCGCCGCGGCUAUCUCCGUCCACCCCUUCCUCUCCCGCCCCGCCUGCGUCCUCCGUUGCGGCCGCCGCAUCCGGCCCCUCCUCCUCCUCCGCGCCUCCUCAACCUCUUCCUCAGACUUCAACAUCACCUUCGCGGAGCCCGCCCCGUCCAAGGCCUCGCCCUCCGGCCAGUCCGCGCAGCCGCUGGUCCCCUGGAUCGCCCGCGGGGCGGACGGCAAGCCCGCCCUCCACACCUCUCCGCCGCCGGACGUCCUCCAGGCCGUCGCCGCGGCCGAGGCGGAGGCCAAGAGGGCCAAGAAGAGCCAGAAGGGUGCCGCCGGUGACGCCAGCCUCAAGGUGAAGGAGAGGAAGGCCGCCCCGACCGCGCCGCCCAAGUUCUCCAAGGCGGCCAGGAGAUUCUACAACGAGAAUAUCAGGGAGCACGAGCCGCAGCGCCUCGCCAAGGUCCUUGCCGCUGCAGGAGUGGCCUCAAGAAGGACCAGCGAGGAGCUCAUCUUCCAAGGGAAGGUCACUGUCAAUGGUUCUGUCUGCACUUCUCCCCAGACCAAGGUUGACAUCGCAAAGGAUUCUAUCUACGUUAACGGGAAUCGCAUUGCGAAGAAGCUGCCUCCAAAGCUGUAUUUUGCUGUGAACAAGCCAAAAGGGUACAUUUGCUCAUCUGGCGAAGAAAAGUCUGUUAUCUCCUUAUUGGAUGACUAUUUAAAAGGCUGGAACAAACUUCAGCCAGGAACACCAAAACCACGCUUGUUUACUGUGGGUCGUCUUGAUGUUGCCACAACUGGUUUGAUAGUAGUUACAAAUGAUGGUGAGUUUGCCCAGAAAGUUGCACACCCUUCUUCAAAUAUAACGAAAGAAUAUGUAGUAACUAUAGAUGGAGCAGUGCACAAGAAACACCUCAUAGCUAUCAGCGAAGGAACAAGAAUUGACGGUGUCAAGGUCGUACCUGAUUCUGUAGAGCCAUUGGAUGCACAAACUGACACAAAAAGGACCCGACUUAAAAUAGUGGUUCAUGAAGGAAGAAACCACGAAGUUCGUGAACUUGUGCAGAAUGCAGGACUAAAGGUCUACGCAUUGAAACGUGUUCGGAUAGGCAGGUUCCGCCUCCCAUCAGAUCUGGGGAUUGGGAAGAUGGUUGAACUUAAAGAAGCUGACAUCAAGGCACUCGAAGGCGACCAACGUGCUAGCCCAAAGACCCGCGAUUCUGUUAGUGUAGAAGUUAAAUAGGGACUAUAAGGCAACGACAACUAGAGUGGUGGUCACCUGAGUUCAUGGGCACUGUUUUUGACACCGACUGGACAAUCACGUCGCCGUCAAAGGAUGAACACCUUCCUUGUUAGGUGUCAAGGCGAUAGCUACUCCAAGCCCAAAGGGCCGUGCUAGCCUAACUUAAAUAGAGGCUUUACCCUGAUGGUCAAGUGAUUUUGCUUCCAAGAACACAUGAGCUGCUUGGCUGAAGAAUUUUCGGGAUCCCAGUGGUAGCGGUAUGCUCAGAUAGCAGAGUUGGUUUUUCUUUUGAGAUUGUAGCAGAGUUGGUUAUAUUGGCUACUCUUAUGUACAUUUACCGAUUUAUCUGUGAAAUGUAUAUGCUCUUAAUCGAGUCA